Molecule: messenger RNA, 1287 nt
Organism: Baudoinia panamericana UAMH 10762
Lineage: Eukaryota; Fungi; Ascomycota; Dothideomycetes; Mycosphaerellales; Teratosphaeriaceae
Exons: 1
Coding region: 229-1170 (313 amino acids)
Source: RefSeq, a predicted model, not a curated record
CGCAUUCCACCGAACUGCGUUUCGGCCGGUUGUCGACAUCAUACCAGUGACAACGAUGGUUUUCUAGUAUAAGAAGGUAAGUCAUGCUCGUCAAAUCAGGCUGUCUCUAUCUCUUGCAUCCCAAUCACAGUCACAAUCACCAAAACACCUACAUUAAGACGCUUUGAAACACAUCACUAGCUAUCCAUACCAGUUCACAGCCACAAGAUCUCCACGAAACCAACAAACAUGGCUCCGAAAAUGCACUUCAAUCCAUCUACAGAGAUCCCCAGCCUUGAGGGUAAGGUCAUCCUGGUAACGGGCGGCACAGCUGGCCUCGGAAGGGAGACAAUCCUCUCUUUCGCUGCGCAUCAGCCAGCGCACAUCUUCUUCACAGGGCGUUCGCAAUCUUCCGCAAAUUCCCUCAUAGAAGCAGUCAGGACGACGCAGCCGCGAACCCCAGUUACCUUCAUACCAUGCGAUCUCGCCUCCCUUGCCGCGGUGCAGAAGGCGGCCAAGGAUGUACUCUCCCAGACUGACCGGCUCGACAUUGUUAUGCUCAACGCUGGAGUCAUGGCAUUACCUCCCGGUCAGACCAAGGACGGCUACGAGAUUCAAUUCGGCACCAAUCACGUCGGCCACGCUCUGCUCGCGAAGCUUCUCACCCCGACAAUGGAGGCAACCGCAAAGCGUACUGGUGACGUCAGACUCAUCUGGAAUACCUCGACGGCUUACAACAUGCACUUCGGAGAGGGAAUUCAUUUCGACAAGCUCAAGACGGACGGGCGUGCAAUCUCACCCGUCGGCCUGGGAUGGGUGCUUUAUGGACAGUCCAAGCUCGCGAAUCUCGUCUACGCGCGUGCCUACGCCAAGCAUCAUCCCUCGAUCACGUCGGUUGCGAUUCACCCGGGAGUCUCGCCUACCGGCCUUGUGACAUCGUUGAGCUUCGCCCAACGCAUGUUCAUCUACGUUGUCAAUUUUGGAUUGAUCAUUACGCCGGAACAGUGCGCUUGGAAUCAGCAGUGGGCUGCUACGGCUCCCAAGGGGACUGGCGAGCGUCAGGUGGAGUCUGGACGGUACUAUGAGCCACUUGGUGUCAAGAUGACUCCAAGGUUCAAGGCUUCGAACGAUGCCCUUGCGGAGAAGCUUUGGGACUGGACGCAGACAGAACUGGAGGGCUAUACCGUCUAGCAACGUCGAGGAGUUGAGGUAGCAGGCGAUAGAAAUGAUGCAUUCUUGUGUACGAUAUCAUGUUGGUAAUACCUACUGUAAUGUCUGCGAUGGCAACGAGCACAAGAGCACGUCCAC